Molecule: messenger RNA, 919 nt
Organism: Cuscuta campestris
Lineage: Eukaryota; Viridiplantae; Streptophyta; Magnoliopsida; Solanales; Convolvulaceae
Source: the annotation of a GenBank genome assembly
CAGUACUACCAGUUACAUCAGCAACGGUCCGUGCAGCACCACACUGCGGCGGCGACGGAGAUGGUGGAUUUCGUGGUCGGGGAGGGGAAGGGCGGAGGAGGCGGAGGCGGAGAGCAGGGUCCGAGUUUUAGGGUUAUGAGGCAGCAGGUGGGCGGGGGCGGUGGGGGGGUGAAUUGUCAGGACUGCGGGAACCAGGCGAAGAAAGACUGCCCCCACCUGCGGUGUCGGACCUGCUGCAGGAGCCGAGGGUUUCCGUGCCAGACCCACGUCAAGAGCACGUGGGUCCCGGCCGCGAAACGCCGCGAGCGCCAGCAGCAGAGCCAGCAUCAGCUCGGCUUGAUGAGGUCGUCGUCGUCGCCAGAUCAUCAUCAUCUCCAGAUCAAACGCCAAAGAGAUGAUUCUUCUUCUUCUUCUCCGCUCCCAAUCACUCGCAUACCCACCACUACUUCUUCAUCUGCCUUGGAUUUUCCCGGCGGUCAGUUCCCAUCGGAGCUCAACUCUCCGGCGGUCUUCCGGUGCGUCAAGGUGAGCGCGAUGGACGACGAAAUCGACCAAUACGCUUAUCAGACGGCGGUUAGCAUCGGGGGCCACGUUUUCAAGGGAAUACUUUACGACCAGGGCCCUGAAGCUGCCCGGUCCUCUGGCGGCGGCGAGCGCCCAUCCACCGCUGGCCACCAACAAGCGGCGUCGGGUGCAUUGCUUGCCCCUUCUGUGUUUCCGACGCCGCUUAAUGCUUUCAUGGCCGGUACCCAAUCUUUUCCACCCCCAAGACCUUAAUUAAUAACCCAAAUUAAAGCUAAGUAUGAUCAUAUGUGUGUAUGUAUGAGUGUGUGUUUUAUAGAAAUGGUCUUUUAAAAAAAUGCAAACAAUAAUGGUGGUGAAUUGAAGGGAGCUCAGCUAAUUAAGCUUUGUGGCAUUG